AUGAGAUCCUCAUUGUUUGGGCCCGCGGCGGCUGGCUUGUCGACAUUAUUGACACUAUUGCCGACCGUCAACGCUUUGUCAUUCGACGCUAUCUCGCUCCCCGAUCUGGACCUGUCUACUUUAGGCCGGGUCUCCAUCAGCGGUAAUUUCGAUGGCGUGUCCCUAUACGAAUAUGAGGGCCAAACCGAGAUCACCCAAACCAACGGCUCCUCAUCGAUCCUAACGCCCCUGCCAAAUGGCAUCCUUACGAACCUUUCUACCGCCGACGCCCAAAUUCAGGCCAUGUGCUCCUUUACGAAGAAAGACGGAACGUUCGCCGGAAUUUUUGUUGGUGGAAACUUUACGACGCUAGGUGGUGUGGAAUCGCGUGGUGCGGCCUUGUUCAACCCGAACUCCAGUACCGUGACAGCCUUGCCAGGAUUGAACGGCUCGGUGUCAGCUGUGGCGUGCGAUCAGAGUACAAAUCGCGUCUACGUUGGCGGAACCUUCGACCACAAGAACAGUUCUAACGCAAUCGCCUGGAGUCCCGACAAUGGCUGGACCGAUCUUGACUUUGAAGGUCUCAACGGCCCCGUGAAAUCGAUCCUGAAGGCAGAAAAUGGCCAUAUUAUCUUUGGAGGAACGUUUGAUGGAACCGGCAACUCGUCGAGUUCGUCGUCGAAUUCUACAUCUGGCCUACAGGUUCUCAAUUUGCAGAAUGCGACCAUCACUUCCGAUGCCAAUUCUUCUCUCAGCGGCUACGAAAGUCCUCGAAACAUUAUCUGCUCCACAAGCGGCGAGGCAGCCGAGGGUAAAACCUGGUUGCUUUACGACUACUCCCCUGGAUAUUGGCGCGCAGAGCUUGGCUUUGAGGUCAAGCCAACCAAGGUUCGCCUUUACAACACCCAUCUGGAUGGACGUGGUACCAAGACCUUUUUAUUCCGCGCCUUGCCCGACGAUGGAAUCAUGAACAUGACUUAUACGGACACCUCGGGAAACAAGGCUUACUGCGACCAAUACUGUCCGCUCUCUAACAGCACCAGCGAAAAGUACCGUGACUUUACCCUAAUAAACUCAGUGGGCAUGUCUGGACUCCAGAUUGAAGUUUUGGAUUGGUAUGGCGAAGGUGCUGGAUUGAAUGGAAUCGAGAUUUUCCAAGAGAACAUAUUCUCCUACGCCAUCGACAAGUUUAACGAGCCCACCUGCGCCGACAUAGAUUACCCUUCCAAGUCAAUCGUGACCGGCACCUGGGAUGUUGCUUCGACUCAUCUGUCUGCCCAAGUGACCGAUGCCAACGACACUGACGUCUCUGUUGUCUUCCAGCCUGACGUGAAAGAAUCCGGAAAAUACGAGAUUUACCUCUACACCCCUGGAUGCUCUUCCAGUGACACCUGCUCCUCUCGUGGUAUGGUCAAUGUCACGGCCACCGUCGCCAAUGGCACCGACGCCUCUAACCCAUCUCCCACCACCAUUUACCAGACAAACGAGGACGAUAAGUAUGACGUCUUGUAUACUGGACAUGUCGACAAGGCAAGCGAUUCUUUCCGCCCCAGCGUUACUCUCCGACCCAUCUCUGGUCAAGGAGACAUCAAUGUUGUAGCAUGGCGCACUAAAUUCAUCCCGCUAUUCAACACGACCAAGGCAUCAGGAUCAAGCUCGGAUUCAGACUCGGACUCGGACUCGGACUCCGUAGAUUUGAAUGGAUUGUACGAUUAUAAUCCUUCUUCGACGACUUCGACUGAUACCGAUAAAUCUGACAUCAACACGGCCGGAACCUCGCUUAACAAAGAUGCUUCGAUCCUGAGCUUGGCCGAGUACGAUGGUAUUAUUUACGCCGGUGGUAACUUUUCCGACACCAGCACCAGUUACAUCAUGUCCAUCACUGAUGGUAAUGUCACUGCAAUGCCAGGAGGUGGCCUGAACGCCGGAGUUCAGACAAUGGCUACCCUGGACAAGUUUUUGUACGUUGGGGGUAACUUCACAGAUACUUCCGACGGUGGCGUUGACGGCUUAUACCAUGUCGCCGCUUACUCCUUCUCGACGAAGAAGUGGUCUGCUCUGGGAGCAGGGUUGAAUGGCCCCGUUUCGACAAUUUAUUCCAUCGACCUGAAUGUGUCCUCUUCCGUCAACGAGACAACCCUUGCUGUCAGCGGUGAUUUCAAUGAGAUCCGUGCAUUCGAUGAUAAUUCGGCAGUCAGUGUCCCUGGCUUUGCCAUCUGGCUUCCCUCGAACCAGACCUGGCUUCAGAGCCUCAAUGUCACCCAGAUGGAAUUUGGAGGGCAGCUGUCUGCGGUUGCCUCUGUGAACGAGACAUCUAUUCUUGCUGGCAGUCUGGCCACUGAUGGUUACACUGCCUCUGACGCUGUGUGGCUGCAAAACUCCGACGAUCUCAGCCUGCUUCCUUUGACAAUGGACAUUGACCAAACUGGCAACAGUGUUGGAUUGGUUACCGGCGUCUAUGAUACUGGGUCUAGUCGUAACCAGACCAUUUUUGGUGGUCAAUUCAACGCCACCGGCACCAACGGCUCCAACAUGUCUGCCGUUGCGAUCGUAAACGGUACCAACAACAUCUAUGGUCUGCCGCAAGGCUUGGACAGUAACUCGACUGUACUGUCCAUGGUUGUGUACAAUGAUACCCUCUUCGCUGGUGGUAAUAUCACUGGUACUAUCAGUGAUUCGUCUGUGACUGGUUUCUUCACCUAUGACUUGACUAACAACAAAUUCCCGUCCCAACCAUGGGAGCUCCAUGGGUCUAAUGUCUCUGUCAACUCGAUUGCUGUUCGACCGGGCACAUCUGACGUCUACAUUGGCGGCAACUUCGAUACAGCCGGCUCAUUGCCUUGCAAAACUGUCUGUGCCUUGCAUUCCUCGAGUAACUCUUGGAGUUGGCCUGGUGUGAGCAUCACUGGUACUGCUCUUGCCCUUAGCUGGGCCAGUUCCAAGACCCUGUACGCUGCAGGCAACUUGACAGUCUCGGGCAAUCAGACCCUCGUCGCUACAUUUGAUGUGAAGACCGAGGCCUGGACUUCCGUUUCUGGUGCAACUGUGUCCGAGAUCCCGGGUGUCCUCACUGCAUUCGCUCCUGCCACGACAGAUGUUUCAAAAUUCUGGAUUGCCGGCACACUCACCAACGGUUCUACAUUUUUCAUGAACUACGACGGUUCCAAGUUCCAGUCCCCCCGGCAGCCUGUUCUCCAAGGGCACUGUCAUCCGUGGCAUGGAAGUUCUUCCCCUCAACCAAAAUCACAAAUCGGUUUCGCUUCUCAAUGA
Molecule: messenger RNA, 3249 nt
Organism: Penicillium pulvis
Lineage: Eukaryota; Fungi; Ascomycota; Eurotiomycetes; Eurotiales; Aspergillaceae
Exons: 1
Coding region: 1-3249 (1082 amino acids)
Biological process (GO): positive regulation of establishment of bipolar cell polarity regulating cell shape
Cellular component (GO): plasma membrane of growing cell tip
Source: RefSeq, a predicted model, not a curated record